CACAACCGGACAACCCCGGACGCAACAUGCGUAAGCUGGGCAAGAAGAAGGUGGUCGGGGAGCUGAGCCGCUCGAGUCGCGCAAAAACGGUACCGCCCCGGAAAGCGACAACGAGGAAAAGGACCUCGCCGGCUCCAAUGGGGAUACCGGCUCCUCGGUCUCCCACUCCUCAGCUGCCUCCACCUCGAGGAAGCCGCCAAACAAGCGCAUGGCCCGUCCGUCGACCACUGUGCGCUCAGAGCAACAAGGUGUCCACCUCCACCUCCUCGGCCGCCGCUGGUGGAUCGUCGGCGCCCAAGAAGCGCAAGCUGGGCAAGCCCAAGGCCAACCCCGGUCCUGCCGUCAAAAAUGGCAAGAAGCCCGCUGCAGAGGAUCUGGAGGACGAUGCCGACCCGGUCAAAAGCGACGCCGAGCCGGAAGCCGAAGUGGAAUACGAAGUGGAGGCCAUCGUGGGCCAAAAGACGGUUAAGGGCGCCACCUACUUUCAGGUGCGCUGGAAGGGCUACACCAAGGCCGAGGUCACAUGGAUGCUGGAGGCAGAUCUUAGCUGCGACUACUUGCUCGAACAACUUCGGGCUAAGGAUGCCAAGCCCAAGACCAGCAAGUCCCCGAAGGCCAGCAAGAAAGUAGGAGCCGCCGGACGUGGUCACACGCCCGAUGCCACAAAGGGCUUGAUCGAGAAGUACAAGCGCGACCUGGUCACGCAGAAGAACGUGGAUACCAAGGAGCUGCGCGAAUCGCCCAAGAAGACCAAUCGCCUCGUCAACGAAUGUUACCCGAGGACAAAUAUUCACAAUCGAAUUGAGCGCUCCUCGAAACGGGCUGCCGCCAAGAACCGUGAAUUUUACGGCGAGGACUGAGGAAGGGCAGCGGCCCCGCCCCCUUCCAGUGGUCGUCGGCGGAGGCGCCACUAAAAUCCUUUUUUAGUCGAGCCUCCGCCGACGAUUGUGAAUAUUUGUCCUCGGGUAACAUUCGUUGACGAGGCGCUUGGCCUUCUUGGGCGAUUCGCGCAGUCCUUGGCACCGAAGCCCUUCCACCUGAUGCGGUACAGGCCACCCUCUGCGUUGUCCACAAAGUCAACAAUGCGCUGGACAACCCAUCCCGAGGUUUUGUGCAUCGAUCCUCUGGCCAAACGGUUGACCCAGAC
This is a messenger RNA of Drosophila subpulchrella, 1147 nucleotides long. RefSeq lists its product as uncharacterized. The record is from RefSeq and is a predicted model, not a curated record. Lineage: Eukaryota; Metazoa; Arthropoda; Insecta; Diptera; Drosophilidae. Gene Ontology annotation, cellular component: pericentric heterochromatin. Gene Ontology annotation, biological process: negative regulation of transcription by RNA polymerase II; chromatin organization. Gene Ontology annotation, molecular function: chromatin binding. The coding region runs from base 27 to 860 and encodes 277 amino acids. The transcript has a single exon.